This is a messenger RNA of Entelurus aequoreus (snake pipefish), 543 nucleotides long. RefSeq names its product cornifelin-like. The record is from RefSeq and is a predicted model, not a curated record. The transcript is spliced from 3 exons. Lineage: Eukaryota; Metazoa; Chordata; Actinopteri; Syngnathiformes; Syngnathidae. The coding region runs from base 1 to 543 and encodes 180 amino acids.
AUGGUCUCUCUCCCUCUCAAAGACUGGAAUAGUGGUCUCUGUGAUUGCCUUGAUGAUGCACAUACAUGCUGCUAUGGAUUCUGGUGCUGCCCCUGCAUGGCUUGUUCAAUUUCAGCGAAACAUGGAGAGAACACAUGUCUACCACUGUGUGACAUCCUCAGCCCUGCCAUAUUGUCAACUUGUGGGAUCCCAAUGUGUGUGCCUCCUGCAGCCUUGUCCUUGAGAACAUCCAUUCGUAAAACCUACAAUAUCAAGGGGUCCCUCUGUAAGGACAUUAUUGUUUCCUGUUUCUGCAUGUGGUGCAGCUGGUGUCAGAUGCAUCACGAGGUUAAACAACGAUCAACGCCUGUCGUCAAUGUUAAUAUUCACCAAACUGUUAUCCAACAACCUGCUCCUAUGAUGGAGCAAAGCCCACCUGGCUAUUAUGUAGGUCACCAGAAAAACUUUGCCCAAAUGCAAAGCCCAGAGGUCUAUUAUGUUGGUCAUCAGGAAGAACUUGCACCUGUGCAAAGCCCACCUGAGUAUUAUGUCGCUCAGCAGUGA